ACCACUGGACUUGUAGGAUUGGCUGUAGCGGAAAACCCUCAUGAGCGCCUGCGAAUCCUGUACACAAAAAUCCUAGCUGUCCUGCAGGACAUUCCCAAAGAUGCAGCGUAUAGAAAAUACACUGAGCAGAUUGUAAAUGAGAGAUUUAGUUUGGUGCAAAAAGAGACUGAUGUGCAAAAGCUACAAGACAAACUGAAUAGUGGCCACAUAGAAGAAGUCAUUGUGCAGGCUGAAAAUGAGCUCUCCCUGGCAAGAAAAAUGAUACAGUGGAAACCGUGGGAGCCUCUAGUUGAAGAACCUCCUUCUGACCAGUGGAGAUGGCCCAUAUAAUUUUCAAAAUGGUGUAACCUCUUCAAAGUAAAAAAAAAAAGUUAAUUAUUAAUCUAUUGUUACUGACAGUUGUCUUUAAAUUAAAGAUAAUAACUUCAUAAAAAACAUGUUUUGUCC
This is a messenger RNA of Merops nubicus (carmine bee-eater), 447 nucleotides long. RefSeq names its product NADH dehydrogenase (ubiquinone) 1 alpha subcomplex, 5 (gene NDUFA5). The record is from RefSeq and is a predicted model, not a curated record. The transcript has 4 exons. Gene Ontology annotation, biological process: respiratory electron transport chain. The annotation marks the transcript as partial. Lineage: Eukaryota; Metazoa; Chordata; Aves; Coraciiformes; Meropidae.